CAUCAAACAGCGACUGAGUUUCGCCAACCCAAACAGAAGCUACAGCUGCAGCGCUGGUUGUGAACUUCUGCCUCUGGUGUUGACAGUUUGCUAUACAUCUGGUUCACACUGAAGCGAAGUGGCCUCUCAUAACAUGAAGAACUGAAUGAGGUGCGUUCCUUUGCCUUUGCUGUUUUGUAAGUGCUGCUGCUGCCGGAAUGGGCCAGCAGAUCUCAGGUCAGUCGGUGAUGACCCGUCUGCCUGAGAAGCUGGUGAAACACGUUGGCCUGGUGCGUGACAGUGGCUACCUCAACUACGAGGAGUUCUUGGGACGAGUAGCCGAGCUUAAUGACGUUACGGCCAAGCUGGCUGCCGGACAGCAGAAGCACCUGCUGUUUGAGGUGCAGCCAGGAUCUGAUGCAACAGCCUUGUGGAAGGUGGCCGUCAGGAUCGUGUGUACCAAGAUCAACAAGGAGAAUGGUUCGUUGGAAGCAUCGCGGAUCAUGAACCUGUACCAGUUCAUCCAGCUGUACCGUGACAUCACCAGUCAGGCUGCUGAGGUGCUGUCUGCAGAGGGCGCCAGCCAAGACCCGUCUGGCCAGCUCCCUUCCACAGGCUCCUGCCAGGCCAGCAUGUGGAUGGGCAGAGUGAAGCAGCUGACUGAUGAGGAGGAGUGCUGUAUCUGCAUGGACGGGAAGGCCGACCUCAUCCUGCCCUGUGCGCACAGCUUCUGUCAGAAGUGCAUCGAUAAAUGGAGUGGGCAGAGCCGAAACUGUCCGAUAUGCCGCCUGCAAGUGACUGCUGCCAACGAAUCGUGGGUAAUGUCUGAUUUUCCCACAGAGGAUGACAUAGCUGGCUAUAUCCUCAACUUGGCUGAUGAGGCAGGCCACCCACACAGGCCUUAACACACUGAGCCAAUAAGAUAAGGGACAUUGACCCGUAUCAAGGAGACUUCACUACACAAAAUGUCACUUUUGAGAGGCAGAGAUUUUUUUUCUCUUCAAAAGCUAGCAAUGCAGAGGAAGCCCCUUUGGUUCCCUAAUCUUCACGUUCUGACAGGUUUGGAACAUGAAACCAGUAACCAAUCAUUUAACAGGUUCCCUCUUUCUAGCAGACUACCUUAAAAUUAAUCCGCAAAAUGUCCUAAAACUUGCUCUUAUCUAACUGCAAAUCACCAGUAUUUUUCUAAGAAAUGUCGACACAAUUUAAUACUAAUUAGGGGAAAUGGAGAUGGUCUUGCUGCAGUUGUUGAGCUUUUGCCUGUUCUAUUUGUGAAGGAAAAUAAGAAAUAAUGUGAUAGGUAUGAAAAAAAACACUUCUAUGAACUGACUGAAAUAUAACUGUGUGAGGUCUCUGAAGUUUUAUCGCAUGUAGCAUUUUAUUUGUUUAUCAUCAUUCCUAUCGAUUUGAGACACAAAGCUAAGGAAUUUCCAACCCAUAUGGAAAGUACAGAUUAGCCUGAAUUAACCAUAUGUAUAUAUAUAUAUAUAUAUAUAUAUUAGGGCUGUCAAACGAUUAAAAUAUUUAAUCGCAAUUAAUCGCAUUUAUGUCAUAGUUAACUCAAAAUUAAUCGCGAUUAAUCGCAAAUUUGUAUCUAUUCUAAAUGUCCCUUCAUUUAUUUUUUCUCCAUAAUUCUUUUUCCGUUUUAAUGCUCUUAUGAACAUGGAAAAGUGGAUUGGCUUGCUUUAUGCAAAUGUUUUAUUUGAUUGAAAAACAACAUUGCCAAACAAGGCGGUACAAAACAAAAUUAUAAAGUGCACAUUUCAGAUAAACAAGGACUCAGCCUAUAGUGCAGUUAAACCAUGGCUUAAUAUUUUCUUUUUUUUCAAUUUUGCUGUGAACAUAGCAGUCAGGCCUCUCAAACAGAAUACACAGGCAGGUGUCGGCCUACUUUGAAAAAUUUAUGAAAUAAUAAGUACCCUAUUUUGAAAUAAACUAAAACAUAUAGCUGCAGCCUAAUAGCUUAAAAUAUAUAUUUUAGUUGGCGAAAUAUUAAAACAAAAAGCGAGAGCAGGUCAGAAUGGAGGCGAACACAGAUACUGAAGCUCGGUAGAAACCAACUGCAGCUUCUGCUCUGAUCAAGAAGCUGCGGCGCUGAUCUCUGAUCAGCUGAGACCAGAGAAACUCUGUGUUUUCACUGUUUCCAUAGUUAAGAAGCAGUCAGUCACUGAGCGGCUGCACCACGUGAACGAGCUCUGAUCUGUGUCUCUCUCGCCACUCUGAGCGAGUGCGCUGGGUCGGGGGGCGGAGCCCACGGAGCGGUGCGCUAUCUGGGAGCACACACACACACACAGACACACACACUCGCCCGCUCCUGCUACUUCAUGACGGCCUGAUACGAUGAUGUUUUAAAAUAUUAUUGUGACUUAGUCAACCACAAACAUGCAAAAGCGUGUGUCACACGGCGAAAGCGUGAGAGUUGGCAGCUCUGCGUUAAUCUCGCGAGAAAAAAAUUGACGGCGUUAAAAUGGGUUUGCGUAAACGCCGUUAAUAACGCGUUAAACUGACAGCACUAAUAGAUAUAUAUAUAUAUAUUACCCAAUGGAUCUAUGAUUUAUGGCCUUCGAAAGAUUAAAUCCCAAUAUGGAUUUAUCUGUUAGUCUUUCUAGAUAACUGAGAUAGAGGAUUUUAGUUUUUUUUGCCUACAACCAUUUUUUUUAAGCAGGACAUUGUGAUUUACAGCUAAAUACCAGCUAAAUUGAAGGGCAUUUUGAGUAAAGUUUUCAGCAAAUUAGCUGUAAAAUAUAUGAUCGGUAAAAUAAUGUGUUAACACUUGAUUCACUUAAAAUACAGGAACCUAUUUGUAACCCAUAUAUUGUAGAUGUGGUGCUUUAUGGGAGCUGUGUGUGAUAUAUACUGAAAAUUUCGUAUUUCCAGUAUAUUAUAAUAAUGAUAAUAAUCUAAUUUAACGCACAGAAUAACCAGGAGCACAGCUCUUACUGUACAAAAACAUUUAGGCUCAGACAAACUAGACACUUUAAAAUAUGAAUGCUGAUCUGAGGUGAAGUUUUUCAUACUAAUAUCAUACAAAAUAGGUGAACUCAUAUCAGCUCUCAUAUCAACGGAGCUGACUCCGAGUAGAGAUUUGAUUGACAUGUUUGAUACCACUCUUAUGUCUGUCUUUGGUUACCUGAUAUCAUCUCAGAGCAGAGAAAUAGUCUUGCCCACCACAUGGAACAGCCAACUGACAAGGUUCUAUUGUAAUUUUCAUAUGGAUGUGUUGAUAAGUUAGCUUUAGAGGUGCAGGCUGGAGCUGUCUGUGUAAUUUAAAGAUUUGUGAGUGGGGUCGAUCUUCUCACCCGACUCAGCUGAUAACAAAUAAACAUGUUUCCUGAAAUGUAGAACUUUGGCUUCAUGUGCAAAUCGAAGACACUGAGACGCAACUUUCUUCCUUCAGAGUAUCUGGUCAAACAGUGAAGCCAAAUGUAUUUUCCACAUGUAAAACUGAUAUGUAGUCUCUGUAAUGUAACCCUGCAUGUUUAUACCCCAGAUGACACGCGAUAUUAGCUGUCAUGUGAACAUGUUAUAAGCUGAUGCUCUGAUCCAAUAAGGACCCGACUCUGGGUGUACAAGACUAAAUAGUUUUACAUGAUUUUAAUAACUUGGCUGGCUGUGCUGUUUUUUUUUACUGUUGGAAUUAACCACUAUUUGAGAUUUUUGUUGUUCUCAUCUCUAAAUGUUUUAUAGAUAUAUUUUUUCCAUUAAAUAAUUACACAAUAUUAAGAUUAUUUUAUUCAAAGUGCUGGAGUAGUACUGUUUUUCAUAUUUCCAAAGCUGUUUUUUGCUUUGAUUUGUCAUGCCAUUAAUUCAAGACUUAUUGAGACGGGCAGCUUUUAUAGACCCUGACCUCUUAAAGGAUCACAGUAAUACAGAAGAUUUUCUUUUCUUGUUCCAAAUGAGUGAAAUCACAGGAAGCACCUUUAGUAAAGUGGUUGUGAUUUAUGUGAAAAGGAUUCCAUGCUGAAGUAUUUGAAGAAAUGUGAAUAUGUAUCAACCCAAUUUGAAUUCCAUUCAUAAAUUUAUGUUUUAAUAAAAUCAAAUGCUUUAUUUAAAGAUGAAGAAUAAUUAAUUGCUAAUAGUUUUAUUUGAUUGCAUUACAUUUAGAAAAAAAAAUCCUGGCAUGAGACAACAGCUUCAAUAUUAUUGACAUAAGAAUUUGACACAGUAGUCAUUUACUUUGUAGCAUUUAUUUUCUCUUCUGUUAGAAGACCAAAAACAUGAUUUCUUAUUGCACAAGAAGUAUUUUUGGUUGUUGAUGCUGACAAAUCGCACCUUAAAACCUGUAGCUCUCCGUCAGUGUAUGUGCACUACAACAGCAGCUGAUCUUAUCUCUGUGGUGUAGAAUAGAAUAUCUGAUGACACUGUAAUAUAACUUCAGUCAAAAUGAUGUUGAGGCGUUUUUCACCAAAUUAAUCAAGUGUUUGACCAGAGGCCUUCUGCUCUGCAGGCCACAUGACUGCGUGGUCUGAAGACAAAUUUAUAAAAAAAGAUAUAUUUAAAGUAUGAAUGUUCAAUUAUGUUCCAGGGCCAGGUUUCAUAAUUCCAAUAUAUGACUAAUAUUAUUCAUUUAAUGCAUCUGAGCCUACAAACGGUCCAUUCUAUGUAAAUGUCUUUGAAUAUGCCCUAAUCCCUCAACCUGUUGUGUAAUGUAAUGUUGAAUCCAAAAGGUGGAAGCAUCGUCUUUUAACUUUACUGAUAGCUGUUCUGGAAUCAUUGGAGGCAUUUCAUUUACAAAACUGAAUGGAAGGUGUGUGUAACUUGGUUUUGUUCUCACUGUAUAAUCCUUAAUAAAGAGGUACCUGCUUGUUUGCACUUCCAAGAA
Molecule: messenger RNA, 4801 nt
Organism: Pleuronectes platessa (European plaice)
Lineage: Eukaryota; Metazoa; Chordata; Actinopteri; Pleuronectiformes; Pleuronectidae
Gene: rnf141
Product: ring finger protein 141
Exons: 7
Coding region: 198-884 (228 amino acids)
Biological process (GO): protein autoubiquitination
Molecular function (GO): ubiquitin-protein transferase activity
Source: RefSeq, a predicted model, not a curated record